AUGUAUGGCAUCGUACAUGCCGACGAGUGGGACCCCUCCGGAGAACGCAGUACCAGGGGGGUUGUUAUGAAUGUCUUAAGCAUUGAAAAUCUACUGCAGAACAGCAGCGCGGAAACGGGUCAGGAAGACCCAGACAAGCUUCUUCCUCGAAUACUAGUCGGAUGUAGAUGCAGUGGCCGGUUUGAUGUGCAGCGUGUGGUAGAUGGAGUUCUCGCAGAAGAUGCACGUCCAGACUCUAUCGUCUACAGCCAUGUUAAUGCCAUGUGUACUCUCGUGAGGGACUUGGGAGCCGAAAGUAUUGCGGAUCGCCAAAAGCUGGCGACAUUAGAAUGGGACGCAUGGAAUGCCUGCAGGGAAGUUGCCUCUCUUAUAAGAAAGCUUGCCCCUCCAAAAGGAAAAGCUCCUUUAAUUGAACAGGAGCUUUCUGUGUGGGCCCCGGCCGACUAUGACCGAGAUAUUUCUGAGGGCGAGUGGGCAAAGACCCCCCCUCCAACGAGAGAGGUCUUUUGCCGAAGAGCAGAGUCGUUUAGUUUCGGGGUUCUUCGAUGCAUGGAGAGCGAGGGAGAAGUAAUGAGAGAGGCACGGCUGACUACCAGUACUGUGCAGCGACUGGAAAUGGCAAUUGACAUGGCGGAAAAGAGGCAAGCGUACGUGAAGGCUCAGCUCAGCCUAAAAAAUACAUUGGGCUAAAGGUCAGGUAUUGCUUUGGUGCACCUCGACGCACAACAAUCAUCAAGUGCGGAGUAUAAUAUAUGAACAUAACGAGAUUAACAAAGUAGUAUCCCUACAGCCCAGCCUUCCCACUCCCCAAUGCCAGCUAGAUGUGUCCGGUCGGGUGCGAUCAAAGAGAUUUUCAGGGCUUUAAUGUUGGCUCUGGUUUGCA
Molecule: messenger RNA, 883 nt
Organism: Chondrus crispus (carragheen)
Lineage: Eukaryota; Rhodophyta; Florideophyceae; Gigartinales; Gigartinaceae
Exons: 2
Coding region: 1-690 (229 amino acids)
Source: RefSeq, a predicted model, not a curated record